UGCAAUAGAUAUUUUUUAAGUUUCUUUCAUGUACUUAGUCAAAGAAGGCCAUUGUACUAUGGAGACCUCUUCAUUGCCAACAACCAUGAUGUAGACAGCCACAUACAGGCAGUUUAUGCAAAGAGGUCCAAAUCUAAGGUUUUUUCCUUUAGAAUGUAUUUUGUAUGCCAUACAUUUAUGUCCAUUAUGGCUUUUAGAGCUUAUUUUCUUGGCAUUUGAUGGGUGUUUUGCCUGCUCACAGGAUGUUGAUAAUAGAUGUGGUGAUUCACAUUGGAGGGCUGCAAACAACCAUGGCAGAAAAGCAGCCAAACUUGAUGAGUCUGGACUUGAGAUUGCAGGUUGCAGGCAUGGCUUGGCCCAGUGGGCAGUGAACAUAUUCCAAGGAGAGCUUUAUGUUUAUGCAAACUUCAUACAUAAGAAAAAGAUGAUACCAGCUGGUGUCAAAUAUCUUUGGGAAGAUAUAGUUUGCAAAUACUGGAAGUGGGCUGGAAAAGCAGGGGGAUUGGAAAACUGUGAUAUGAAACCAGCCUUGUCAGUAAUGCAAGCAAAAGCUCACAGUUGGAGAUGCCAGAAACACAGAACUAGCACAAGCUGCUGAAGUAAGGAUGGCUCGAGC
Messenger RNA from Stylophora pistillata, 616 nucleotides. RefSeq lists its product as uncharacterized. The record is from RefSeq and is a predicted model, not a curated record. NCBI's taxonomy places the organism in Eukaryota, Metazoa, Cnidaria, Anthozoa, Scleractinia, Pocilloporidae.